This is a messenger RNA of Cladocopium goreaui, 2523 nucleotides long. The record is from the annotation of a GenBank genome assembly. Lineage: Eukaryota; Dinophyceae; Suessiales; Symbiodiniaceae.
AUGCCAUGGCAUUGGGCAACUUCUGCGAUGGCAGCCACAGCGGUGUUGCUUGCGCUGCAAGUGGCUUUGGUUCUCUCAGAGUAUGCUGAGCCCCUUGUGCCGGGUGAACAGUGGCAGAAGCAAAAGCCUGGCUGGUCCCAAAGAGGGGCAGCCGUGAAUUUACCAGGCGGAAGAUGGACCAAUGAUGCGCAGGAUGCUUUUUUCGAUGGCUCGCGUCUUUGUGCGCGUCUCCGGCAACCGGAUACCUCGUUCAAGACACGAUGCACACACGUCAUUGCGGAUCAGACCUUCCGCGUCAGCGCCGCUGGCGACUUUGAGCCCGAUGGCGCCUCCGAAAUGUUGUACGACGAGUACGUGAGAAUUGAUUACCCUACCGACAUGGUACCUGGGUCCUGGCAGCAGUCGUCCAGGAACUCCAAGCUACAAGGCUCCAUUCUGGAAACUGAACUUCAGCGAGAGGAUGGGACCUGGGUCCAGACGAUCACCAGCGUGCUGCAUUGGCACUUCUUGGAGAACAUCGAUGGGACCUUCUACAUCCAACGAGCACCCUGUGCUUCUUUGGGGGUCUGUGUCUAUAGCUACGUCUUGAAGCUGGAUGCCAAGGAUCUCUAUUGUACUAGGGCAGUUUGCGAUCCCAUCAAAGAUCGUGACCAAUGCUGCGACCGCGUGGAGUCAUGCGCAGCCAUGACCAGCUGCGAUCGGUCGCAAAGCUUGGUGCCAGAUUUGAAUGGCUGGUGUCGAGACAGGGCCUGCGAUCAAAUCUUGGACCAGGAUAUCUGCUGCGUUCCAGCUGCUUUCUGCGAUGGCAUGCAGUGUCUGCCUGGAUAUGUCUUGAAGCUGAAUGCCCAUGAGAUCCAAUGCCCUCAGAGCAUGUGCUUCCCCGAGGGUGAUCGUGAUCUGUGCUGCGAGCAGCAAGGAGUCUGUUCGGAUCUGCCAUACAGCAGCGCGGAUUGUCCUGUUGGCAAAUGGUUCAACUCCGACUCAUUGUGUGCGCAGAGACAGUGUAACAAUGUCACCGAUCUCGGGAUUUGUUGUCAACCAGCGAUGCGCUGCGAUUUGGGGCUCAACUGUUCUCAUGGUUUUGUCCCGAAGGCGGACUACGAGCAGAUCUACUGCUUGGCACCAGAGUGCAGCGAGACAGAUCACUUGUUGGUCUGUUGCGAUGCGGCCGCGCCAUGCUCCGACAUCAACUGCGGCCACGGCUACUAUCAGUUGAGUGACACCUACUGCGGGAGCACCGAGUGCAACGUCACGGAGGAUUUCAGCCAUUGCUGCUUACGCUCCGCUGAGUGCUCUACCUUGCAGGACCAAAGUUGUCCGUAUGGUUAUUGGUUCGACCAUGAUGAGCGCUGUUUGCGAGACCCCUGCGACAGCAACGACCGUUCAACAGCCCUCAACCUGUGCUGUAAGCCUUCGGAACCGUGCUCGUCACUGACGUGUUUGCAUGGAUUUGUAUACAAGACGACCUACCUAUCUUUGACGUGUUUGUUGGACGAGUGUAACAUGACCACCGACCUGGGUCGAUGCUGCGAUGUGGCGGCUCACUGUGAUACCUUGAGCUGCGGACAUGGCUUCACGCCGGAUCCCUUGGCCAACGACACCUACUGCCCUGCCACUUCAUGUGACAUCAACCGCGAUCGCGAUCUCUGUUGCGAAGCUGCACCCGAAUGUGCGGUUGCCUUCACCUGCCCUCAUGGCUACACCUCUUGGCCUGACACCUAUUGCGAUGGCGUGGUCUGCGACGACACACGGGACCGGGACAUUUGCUGUCGCCCGGCCAUGCCAUGCACGGCAGUGGCGUGUCCAACCAACUACGUCACAAGGUUUGACACGUACUGUAGAGGCGUCACCUGCGAGAUCGUGCGAGAUCUGGACUGGUGCUGCGAGCGCGGAAUGGCUUUGAUGUACUACAGGUUCCUUCCAACAGAUUUGCGCCUUGCGGGCUAUACUGUAGUGCAGAUGUCUGACUUCUACCUCUAUAAUCAGCAGAUAGUGGUGGAGGGCUUUGAUCAAGCGAUUUUCUACUGCGACCCUUGUGAUACUCCGGUGAAUGGCCGAGAGGAUCCAGUGAAUCUGGGAGAUGGAAACUCCGAAACCAAAUGGCUGGACUACAGCCGCAAUGGUUUCUAUGUGAAGCUUCCUGCUGCGCAGCCCAUCUUCAGCUACAGCUUCAUUACGGGCAACGACGAAGCGAUCCGCGACCCAAUCCUGUGGCAGCUCUGGGGUUCGCCCAACGACGUGGACUGGGUGAUCCUCCACGAGAUCACGGACCGCACACUGGGUGAGUCCAUCGUCCCUACAGCGCGCGCCACGAGCACCUUGCAGGUCUCGAUCGAGGUGCCGUGCUUCGCGCCCACGGCGUCGCACAUCGACAACGCGGCGAAUGUCACCUGCGAGGAGGGUGAUCUCCUUCGGCACAACACGAAUUGCACGCCCGUUUGCCAGGACGGCUUUACUCCCAACAUCGAUGCCAUUCUGUGCCAGAAUGGUGAGUUAACUCCCGACAUCUUCAGCUGUGCCUGA